GGACCGGUGUAUGUGGUUUCACCCAUAGAUUACCGAGUGUACGUGGUUAGGCUUACACUUACACCUAUAGAUUAGUGAGUUUACACCCAAGCAAUAUGAACUGCGUUUAUGUCUGUAAAAUUUAGAAAUUGUAAGGGAUCUAUAAUAUAUGUGAAUUUAUGUGUAUAAAAAUAGAAACAAUUAGUAGUAACUAAACCUGACAGAAGUGGAAGGGGACCAUAAAUAGAAGGAAUGGGAGAAAGAUCAGACAAAGAACUGUAUAGUAAAUGUAGAGACGAGAAAAGGUACGAGUAAUUAAUUUCUUGGACCACAUUUUGUUUUUCUUCUCUUACGUCUCUUGCUUUUCGAUACGUUACAGAUUACAGCUCAGUAUCCUGUACCAUUCAAACUCAUCUUCGUAUCAAUUUUACCCCCUUGAAAAUAAAGUAAAAAAUCGAAUUCCUGGUUAUGUGCAUUCUCAUAUGUUUAUCCUCAAAGAUUAUGUUUAUCUAAGAAAUAAUUGAUGUGUCUAGGUCACGUUCGAGCUUCCGUUUUGGCAGGAGGCAGGAGCUUACUCGCAAUGUCCUUGUUUAGAAACUAACCAAAACACAAUACUUCUACGAAUUUACACCAUGUGAAACCCUGAUCCUCAAUUAUUCCAAUGCCACGUGCAGAUUAUUACUUACCAGUUUGACUGAUAGCAUGAAACUAACGACUCCAUAUUCAUGGAGGUUAGUCUCCGUGAAUAUUUUUCAUGUUACGGGAUCUUCGAUCCAAUAAUCUCAGAUUCUGGAUAGUAUUAUAUAUGAAUAUCUGAAACGGACUUCCACCAUAUGGAUGAUACUCUCACAUCAAAUAGUUAACUCCAUAUUUAGAGGUGGGUGCACUACGAUUUUAGCAUUUCUUGAAUUUAUACAAUUUUAUAAGUUAAAUACAAUGGAGAGGUCGCGAAUAAUAAAUGAUUUUGUUUGCUUGGUUGGUGCCUAUCAAACGUAAGGCGGUGAAUUUAGUAAUUAGAAAAGCUAAGGAUAAGUGAUAUUUAAUACACACUAACAUGCAUGGGUCCAAAGUUAUAAAAUGACUAACAUGGGAAACAACUAGGGUAUAUUGGCAUAGUAAGCGUAUUUUUCGUUGUUGUCAACUAUCAAAUGUUCAUUAAUAUAUAUUUGAAAUUAACGAGUUGAUCGUAUAUUUAUACGUUAAAAAACUAGUUGAUCAUAAAACUUCAAUUAAGAGGAAACUCGACCUCCAACAUAAAAGUUUUAGUUAUUCUUUUUUUUUUAAUAUAAAAUUGAUAUAACUAAAAAAAGUGAAGUGUUGACAAAAAAAAAAAGUGAAGUGAUUCAAGUGAACUAAAACCAUGGAUAUAAUAAAAAUAGUUAUUAGCAUAAAACUAGAAUCAUCCGUCAUUUGUAACUCUACUAGUGACUUUCCACACGGGACUCAAAGUUGCAAGUUCGAGUUUCGAUGCUUUGGGUUUUGGCUCGAAAAAAUUCUACACUGUAACCAAAAAUAAUGGAGUACAAAUUAAGAGUCUAUUUAACUAUAAUAUGUAAUUAAGCUAGAAAUGUUGGCCCUAUGAUCUUCUACAUCAAAUGUUUAGUUUAUUCAUCGACUAUUUUCUUUGGGGUCAGAUUCAAAUUAAACUAAUUUAUCCUAAAAUAGUUUAUGCUACUUGGGGUUUGUCGGUUUAUGAAUUUAAACCAAACUAAAAAAACCAAUUAAUAAAUCCUCAAUAAUGUUCCCUUUUACAUUUGUCAUCUAGAUCUAACCAGUUUAUCAGAUACAAAUACACCAAAUCUUUUUGUUGUUUUUUUUUGCUAAAACAUAUUACACCAAAUCUUCAAAUGUGAAAAAAGUUGAACCCUACAAAAAUAAAAUUAAACUUUUGUUCUUAAUCACAACGGCAAUUUUUUGUAAUGUAAAUGGUCACUUAAAAACAAAUGAAGUUAAUUAGUGUUUUCAUAAAACUAAAAAUAGCUAGAAAGACACGUGGAAUAUUGGACUCUUAUCUUAACAUUUUACCCCCAAGAAGAAAAAAGAAUAAUGGAGCCAAAAAAAAAAUUAAAAUGAGAGAGUUUUUUUUUUUUGGGUGCAUAUGUUAAGAAAAUGAGAGAGCUAUUAUAAUUAAAGAUCCGAAGAAGACGAGCUAAAGAGCCGGUACAGGUCAGAACUCUCACGUGCACUUGUGGGAACUCGACUCUCUUUUCUCUUUCUCUACAAACUCUACACACUCCUCUCUCAUCUCUCACUCACAAACACGUAAUCUCUCUCUCCAUCUCUCAACAGACGCUAGCUAAAAGCUGAAUCUCUACUUCAUUACACGCAGAAGCAGAGGGAACCACAGAGAAGACUCAUAGAUUUUUGGUUUUCUUCUUCUUGCUUCCUUAUCUUGUUGCAAUGGUGGACCUCAAAGAUCAAGACAUGGGAGAUGGGAUGCAAUGCACAACACAUCCUUACACAAAGAACCCUGGUGGUAUCUGUCCACUAUGUCUCCAAGAAAAGCUCGGUAAGCUCGUCACUUCCUCUUUCCCUCUCCCUAAACCAAACCACCUCUCUGCUUCCUCUUCUUCUAAAUCCUUCUCUCCUUCUUCCACCACCACCUCUCUUGCUCUGUCACUCUCAUCUGGAAGAGACAGCAACAACAACAAUAACAACAACAGCCUCCCGUUUCUUCUUGCCAAGAAGAAGAGUAUGCUCGCAGCUGCUUCUUCAUCCUCUUCCUCUUCUUCGGCUAGUCUUAUCUACAAGAGAAGCAAAUCUUCGGCUGCUGCUUACGGUGAGAGUUUAAACCGCAAGAAACGAAGUGGGUUCUGGUCGUUUCUUCAUCUCUACUCUUCCAAACAUCAUAUAGCCGCCGCCACAAAAAAAGUUAGCCAUCCUUCGGUAAGAAACCAGACAACAGAGACAUCUAACAAGGUUGUUGGUGGAGGCAUUGAUGUGAUAAAGGAGGAAGAAGAUGAGAGCUCUAGUAGUAACAAAGUUGUUGUAGAGACGCCAGCUAACGGUGUUGGUAGUGGUGCUGGUGGGUCGUCUUUAGAGAGGAAAGUGUUGAGAUCUAGAUCUGUGGGGUGUGGAAGCAGAAGCUUCUCUGGUGAUUUCUUUGAGAGGAUCUCUAACGGGUUUGGAGAUUGCGCCUUGAAAAGGAUUGAGUCACAAAGAGAACACUCAAAGGUUAUUAGCAAUGGUGGUGGUGGUGAAGCAGCUGAUGCUAUGAAUGAAAUGGUGAAAUGUGGUGGUAUCUUUGGUGGGUUUAUGAUUAUGACAUCAUCAUCAUCAUCAACUUCAGCAUCAUCAACGGUUGAUCAUCAUCAUCAUAAGAUGGGGAAUAAAAGCGCAUGGGGAAGGGCGUUUGCAAGUCCAAUGAGAGCCAAGACUGUUCAUAAAGGUGGUACUACUACAGAGUCAUCAACUGAUAAAAACACAACUCAAAACUUGGACUCAGUUUCUUCGUUGGUUACUAUGAGAAGUUAAAAGAGAUACAUUAUAAGAACUUUUAUUUCAUUCAUGUGAUUAGUUAGGCUGUUUAUUUGUUCUUUGGUUUGAUAUUUUGAGUACAACUAGUAAUGUAAUGUCACACUAUUUAUCUUUUUCAUUUCUAUGUUUGGCCUAUUGGCUAGAUGUUGUUCA
Brassica rapa (field mustard) is the source of this 3609-nucleotide messenger RNA. RefSeq lists its product as uncharacterized. The record is from RefSeq and is a predicted model, not a curated record. NCBI's taxonomy places the organism in Eukaryota, Viridiplantae, Streptophyta, Magnoliopsida, Brassicales, Brassicaceae.